AUGAAGCAUGCCUUAGCAUUUAUUAUUUGCUUUGAACGAGCUUUGCUCGAUGAGGAUGUGGAAUCAGCAUUCGAUUACUGCUCCGGUUUCAUCCGCAAUCACUAUCGACGCAUCAGGCGAUGCUACGAAACAGAACGUGGUGUACAGUUGCAACGGAAGGCAUUUUACCGUACAAAGUCCGCAAAACCAAAUCGAAUAACAGAGGUGCCAUAUUUGCUCAUUAACGGAUAUAGUCCUAAUCCAGACGCGAAUAAUCUGGAUAUUCACGCUUUGCAGUUAUUACUGAAAAAAUGGAUGCGAAUGUUCCGUUAUGAUUACUUGAGUGAUUGA
Gongylonema pulchrum is the source of this 330-nucleotide messenger RNA. The record is from the annotation of a GenBank genome assembly. NCBI's taxonomy places the organism in Eukaryota, Metazoa, Nematoda, Chromadorea, Rhabditida, Gongylonematidae.